This is a messenger RNA of Neohortaea acidophila, 1350 nucleotides long. Its product is annotated as IMP-specific 5-nucleotidase. Gene Ontology annotation, molecular function: magnesium ion binding. The record is from RefSeq and is a predicted model, not a curated record. Gene Ontology annotation, biological process: nicotinamide riboside biosynthetic process; nucleotide metabolic process; inosine salvage. The transcript has 2 exons. NCBI's taxonomy places the organism in Eukaryota, Fungi, Ascomycota, Dothideomycetes, Mycosphaerellales, Teratosphaeriaceae. The coding region runs from base 84 to 1325 and encodes 413 amino acids.
CUCAGCCAUAUUUCUUGCGAGUGAGGGAAUGUUAGACUCGUGGUGAAUACUGGCCAGUAGGCCAGACUCUGUAAACAGCAAACAUGACGACGAGAUAUCGGGUCGAAUAUGCGCUCAAAACACAUCGACGUGAUCAGCUCAUCGAAUGGAUCAAAGGCCUUCUCGCGGUGCCGUUCGUGCUCAUGUCCCAGCCCACGAGCAUGUUCGAGCAGGACAAGCCCGGCAUCAACGAAAUGGCCCGCAAUGCGCACACGCGCUACGCCGAAAUCAUGCGAGACAUCGAGUACCUCAUCGCCGACCACAUCCGCAACCAAAAGUCCGGGACGGAGAAUGCAUCGAAGCUAAAACUCCUCGUGCCGUCGGUCGGAGUCUUCUUCACGCCUCUUCCAUUGCAGAAAGCGUUCGCCUUCCAGGAUUCCAAGCGCUUCAUCAGCUCCCGCAGAUUCGUCGCGCCUUCCUUCAACGACAUCCGACUCAUCCUCAACACUGCGCAGAUCAUGUCUCUUAUCAGCGGCGGGAGGCUCGAGCUGGCCACCUUCGACGGAGACGUCACGCUAUACGACGACGGCGACGUCCUCCGCCCCGACAACCCCUGCAUCCCUCGGAUUCUGGAUCUGCUGCGCAAAGGCACCAAGAUUGGCAUCGUUACGGCAGCUGGCUACACAGAGGCCGAGAAAUACUAUGAGCGACUCUUUGGCCUUCUCGACGCGAUAGCAUCGCACGAUCCUUCAAAUGCAUGGGAGCAUCACCUCGUGGUCAUGGGAGGCGAAAGUAACUUCCUCUUCACCUACACCCCCCGCUCGCCCCACAAACUCGAACGCGUGGAACCGGAGCAGUGGCAGUUGCCUGAGAUGCGGCAUUGGACGGAGGAAAUGGUGUCUGCGCUGCUCGACACGGCAGAGCAAGCGUUGAAGGAUUGUGUGUGUAAUCUGAACAUGCCCGUCGAAGUGCUGCGGAAAGAACGAGCCGUCGGCAUCUACCCGGCCGAGAAAGGCCUCCGACUUUCGCGGGAACAGCUCGAAGAGACGGUGCUGGUGACCCAACGAGUGCUCGAGAUGUCCGAAGCCGGGCAGCGGAUUCCCUUUUGCGCGUUCAAUGGCGGCAACGACAUCUUUGUGGACAUUGGCGACAAAUCACUCGGCGUUCGAGCAUGCCAGAACUACUUUGGUGGGAUCGAAGGGAGCAAGUCUCUGCAUAUUGGCGAUCAAUUCCUCAGUGCAGGGGCGAAUGACUUCAAGGCGAGGCUGGCGUGUACGACGGCGUGGAUUGCAAGCCCGGCCGAGACGGUCGCACUGCUUGAUGAGAUUGCGCAGCUCAGCGCGUAGACAUAGAGUAGCUAAUUAAAUCAGA